GUUCCGUUUCAUUUUUGCUUGCUUAAUAGUUAAUACGUUCCUUCAAGUUCAAGUCACAGAAACCUUCAAUCCACCUCUUGUUCGUUCCACAUUGUCCUAGUCUUGCACCUCUGAUCAGGAUGACAGAACCUGCAUCUACUCCUGAAGUAGCAAUUGGAAUUGGUAUUGGCACAUCACCAUGUAGUGUUUCUGUGUGGAAUGGUUCCCAAGUGGAGGUUUUGAAAGACACAAUUAAUGAGAUGAUUAAGAGGUCUUGUGAAACUUUCAAAGAGCAUGAUGAUGAUGAGGCUACAAUUUUAAAAAUGAAACACUUGAUUGAUAUAAUUGUUAGUGACCCUAUAGUCCAUAAUGCAAGUACAAACUUUCCAUUUCUAGUGCACGCUUUGGACAUUAAGCCAUUUCACCCUUUUAUUGCUGCAUUUGUGAACAAAGUGUGGAGAUCCACCAAUUCAGUAGAACUCCUUGGAAAAUUUCUGGUGGAAUUAAGACAAAUGGUUGAAACUCAUCUGAAACGACCAGUAAGAUAUGUAGUGUUUACAGUUCCGGUUUCAUUCAGUCGAUUGCAGUUAAACCGAAUUCAUCGCGCUUGUGGAAUGGCCGGUCUUAAUGUUUUCAGAGUGAUGCCUCAACCAACAGCAGUAGCUUUGUUGUAUGCAAAGCAACAAAUGCAAGCUUCUGCAUCAAUUCAUGAGGAUAUGGUCAGUGAAAGUGAAAAAAUUGCUCUCAUUUUCAAUAUGGAUGCUGCUUAUUGUGAUGUUGCUGUUAUUGCUACAUCAAAAGGAAAAUGCCAAAUAAAAGGCUUGGUAGGAAGUACUAUUGGUGAAGAAGACUUGCUUGGAAAUAUGAUGCAUCAUUUAUUACCUGAUUCUGAAAACAUGUUCAAGAAACAUGUUCACGACGACAAAGAAAUUAAAUCAAUGGCUUUUCUUCGAGUUACAAUCCAGGAAGCGAUUCAUCAGCUCUCGUCUCUGACAAGUGUCGAGGUUGAUUUAAACAUGGGAGAUGGUUUGAAGAUAUGCAAGGUUGUUGAGAGGGAAGAGUUUGAGAAGGUAAACAAAGAGGUGUUUGAGAAGUGUGAGAGACUAAUGAUCCAAUGCUUGCAAGAUGCAAAGGUAGAAGUUGAGAAUUUAAAUGAUGUGAUAAUUGUAGGUGGAUGUUGUAAUAUCCCUAAGGUGAAGAGUCUUGUUACUAAAAUAUGCAAAGGAAAGGAAGUUUAUAAAGGUAUGAAUCCUUUAGAAGCUACUCUUUGUGGUGCAGCAGAGGCAGGAGCUAUUGCUUUAGGUAAUGAUAAUCCAUUUGGAGACUUGGAGAUGUUAAAUUUUCAUUUCACGCCUCUUGCCAUUGGAAUUCAAGCGAAUGGAAACAACUUCAUCGCUGUAAUUCCAAGGAACACAUCAGUGCCAACCACGAGGCGUCUAGUAUUCACAACGAUUCAUGAUAAUCAAACCGCAGCGUUGAUCGUUGUCUAUGAAGGCGAGGGACAGAAGGCUGAAGAAAACCACCUUUUGGGAUAUUUCAAAAUAACAGAAAUACCUGAAGCACCAAAAGGGGUUCCAGAAAUCAAUGUUUGCAUGGAGAUAGACCAUAAAAAUAGGCUCACAGUUAUUACUUCUGUUGAGAUGUAUGGAUUUCAACAAUCUGCAAUUCCUGUUAUUGAAGCAAGGAUGACAAAGUUUGAUGAUGAUGACCAUGGUUGGUGUGGUGAGGGACUAAUUAGAAGUUAUGGUGACACAAUGGAUUUGGUUACUCUCCUCAGGAAGGAACAAUAAAAUCAUAAUAUCCAACAUAAUCAUCAGUUGUUUUCUUCUGUUUCAGCAACAUAUAUUGAUAUGUGUCUAAUGUCUGCAAUAUUAUGGAAAUAAUAGGACUUUAGUUCUAAAUUUGAUUUCAAUAAAAA
Molecule: messenger RNA, 1897 nt
Organism: Cicer arietinum (chickpea)
Lineage: Eukaryota; Viridiplantae; Streptophyta; Magnoliopsida; Fabales; Fabaceae
Product: heat shock 70 kDa protein 8-like
Molecular function (GO): ATP-dependent protein folding chaperone; ATP binding
Source: RefSeq, a predicted model, not a curated record